CUUCCUUUGUCUUUUAGGAUGAACCGUUCCCUGUUCAUAUUUUUCUUCAGCCAUGGAUGCAUGUUAAAGGACAGUUAAGUGUUUUAUAUCAUUUGGUAUACGCUCCAUCAGAACUUUUGGAUAUGUCGCAAACAGCUACAAGGAAGAUUAUAUCAGAGGAACUGGUGAAUACUGUUCCUAACACCAUGCGUACUGCUGCCGCCCACUUAGCGUCACAACAAUUGAAUUGCUUGGAUCUGUUAGAGUCUGUCAUGAACUUAGCGGGGACAGCUGCUUCUGAAGAUGUCAGAGUAUUCAUGGAUAGAUUGGCUAUUCAAGCACCUGAACUGUUACUUAUCGGAUUGGCUCAGAUACAGCCUAUCAAAAACGAAUUACACCGCUCACUUUUACCCAAACUGCUCAAUAUCUUCUUAAUUGGUCAUGUCAAUUCGCCUUUGGUGAUAAGAUUAUUAUGGCAUGUUCAACCUAAUCUAUUAUUAGAGGGGUUCUUUGAAAUGUACAAGAAAGAUCCUACAUCAGUAUCCCGUGUUUUAGAUUUGGCUCAAGAAGCAAAGAUUGUAGUCGAUAUAUUAAAAGCAGAUAUGCCCUUCUUCACCCUGGAUUUGGCCUCUCUUGCCGCCCGCCGACAAAAUUUGAAUUUGGAGAAAUGGUUAUUGGAGAAGUUAGCAAAGGAUGGAUUUGCAUUUUUUGGGGUUUGCAUAGGUUUUCUUGAGAGAAAAUGCGCUAUUGAAAUGGCUCGUCAAUCAGGAGCCAACGUGAUCCCAACCUUGCAACUCUCCUUUGAUGUGAUCCGUAUCUUUUUUAGGAUUUUAUCUGAGAGACCUCUUCCACCUGCUGAAACAGCUAAAUUAUCCAAGUUGAGUCAACUUUACGCUCAACUGUUUCCUCAACUGCACGAGAAUCAGCCUACACCAACCCAGCAGCAUCAGCAUAUACAACAACAGCAGACAGUGGAUAAAAGGUCAGUUGAAAAUGCUGGAGCUUCAGCUGUAGGAACUUUCAAGGAGCCACUUUCUGUACCUACUAGUGCUACUAAUGAAAACGAACGCAACUAUCCUGAAGAAGUAGAAGAAAUGGUUCGUUUGUAUUUUGAGAGAUUGUACACGCAAGAUAUUAGCCCAAGCCGAUUUGCCUCUGUUCUCAAAGCUUGCCGUACAUCUAAUGAUCAGAGACAAGUCAAUUUUUUCUCUUGCACCACUCACACUCUAUUAGAUGAAUCUCGAUUUUUCAGCCAAUAUCCUGAUAAUGAAUUAAUGGCAACAGGCGAGUUGUUGGGUCUUUUGGUAGAUCAACAUCUUGUAUCUUAUGCCCAACUACGUUCAACAUUGAAAAUCGUUUUAGAUGCUUUAAAAUGUCCCGUGAGCUCAAAAAUGUUUAAAUUUGGCAUCCAAGCACUAACUCAGUUCCGUGGUAGACUGAGCGAAUGGCCGCAAUACACUCUUCUUCUGUCUAAAAUUGAAGGACUGCGUGGUUAUCCUACAAUUGUAGAAAGUAUUGCAUUAACAUUGAAGCAACUAGCGCAGAAGGAUCCAGAAGGCAAAAUAAAAGAAUUAACAGCAUCCAACUCAUCCUCAACCGCCACGUCAUCAAGUUCACCCAAAACCAAUGCUUCAGUUGCCCUGACCGACAAUAACAAAACAUUAGCGGCCAUGACAGCUGAUUCUGGAAAGAGCACGGCUGAGCGUUCUGCUGAUGCAGCUAUUAACGUUACUACAUUAUUGAAAAAGAGUUCCGAACGCCAAUCUUAUGAAAUGCCUCCCGAAAAAGUACAAGAACGCGUUGCUUUCUUAAUCAACAAUUUGUCUGUCAGUAAUAUGGAAAGCAAAGUGAAUGAAUUGAAGCAACUUUUGCAAAAACCGACGUUUGGAUGGUUUAGCCACUACCUCGUUGUUAGGCGUGUCAGUAUUGAAUCCAAUAAUCACGAGCUUUACUCAGCCUUAUUGGACAGAUUAGAUUUGCAACCACUUAUUGAUGCUGUGAUUGAGGAAACGUUUUCCAACAUUUCUUUGUUGCUACAAUCAGAAGGGACCGCUCAAUCGUCCUCAGAUAGGAAUUUGCUCAAAAAUUUGGGUAGUUGGUUAGGUCGUCUGACCAUCGGUAAAAACAAGCCCAUUCGUCACAAAGAUAUGUCAUUCAAGAAUCUUUUGGUCUCUUCUUACUCGAAGCAACAAUUAAUGGUGGCCGUACCUUUUGUUUGCAAAGUCCUGCAACAUGCUGCUGACAGUAAAAUCUUCAAACCACCAAAUCCUUGGCUAAUGAGUUCUUUGAAGGUGUUGGCCGAACUGUAUUGGACUGAAGGCCUGAAGUUGAACCUCAAAUUUGAAAUUGAGAUCCUUUUCAAGACAUUGAAUGUCGAUUUGAAUGAAAUUGAGCCUACGUCAGUCUUGAACAAAGAGAACAUUGUCCCACCUAGAAUCAACUAUGCUCGUGAAAGCAAGCAACAGCAAGCUCCUGCAGCAAAUUCGCCCACUACUUAUUCAAAGCCCGUUUUACCAGCAAAGGAAGAGGUAGCAGAGGAGGCACAGACGCCGCGCCCACCUCCAGUGAAAAACAUUGCUCCUAUUAAUCCACCAAACCCUCAAGAAUUCCGUCAAAGCAUCGAUGUCACCCCAAUGCUGGCAAAACUUCAAAUUAAUCCUGCUAUUGCUCAGUUAAUGAUCCAAUAUCCGAUCAUAAAAAACACAGUUUAUGCUGGCGUGUCUGAAGCUUUUCUCGAAGUAGUUCCACCAAUCAUUCUCACUUCUGCUAAUGUAGCUGCUGUUUCAACCAAGGAGAUGGUUUUGAAGGAUUUCCAGACUGAGCCUGACGAAAGCCGUUUACAAAGAGCUGCGCAUGCUAUGGUGCAACCUUUAGCCUGUAGUUUGUCCGUUGUCAGCUGCAAGGAGCCUCUUUGUAGUGGUAUUAUUUCAGUCAUCAUUACCCAUUUGACACAACAGGGGCUUCCUGAGCAACUUGCUGAUGAAAUUGCUACAACAAUUGCUGAUGAGAACAUCGAAUUGCUUUGCUUAUUUAUAGACCAGUUGACAAAGAUCAAGGCUUUAGAAGAUGUUGAUCGUGGUUUAGCAGCUGCAUAUGCAAGCCGUCUUGCAUUUCGUAAACAGCAACAACAUCUACAGCAUCAAGGUGAGCGCUUCUUUGAUGUGUUGAGUUUAACAGGUGCUCCUCAUUCCAUCCGUUUACCGGAGCCUUUGAGACCUACUAAUGGUGUCAGCCCCGAGCAAUUCCGCGUUUACGAAAGCUUCGAUCAGAAACUAUUUCUUGCUAUGCAGCAGCAACCACAGCAACAACAACAGCUUCAGCACCAAUUACCCCAACAGAUCCAACAACAAUUACCACUUGGCAACAGCAAUAGUAACUAUUACUCGCCUGAACUUUCAUUGAUGGGACAACCCCGUCAAUUGGCUCAACCACAGCAUCAUCUUUCUUAUCAACCUCCUCCACCUCCUCCACCCUUCAUGAAUUCCCCAAAUAAUAUGCCUGCUACACAAAAUAAUAAUACUUUGCUCAAUGCGAAAUUAGAACAAAUGCUUCUAGAAUUAGAUCGACUCAUCCGUCACUGUGGUAUUACCAACAUCUCACAGCUACCUCCCAAUCACGACAUCUGUUUGCUGAUACGUCAAAUUCCUUUGAUUGUUUCUCAAAGCGCUACUCUGCUACAAACUAUGAUCAUCUUUGUUGAAAAAGUUAUGCUUAUGUUCUAUCAAAACACUAGUCCUUUCGCUUUGGAAGUGUAUGCUACAUUCCUUCAGUCGCUUUUCGAGAUAUCGAGCGAAGUCACCAAAGAGACCCUUUCUUGGCUCAUUUAUGCAGAUGAUGAACGUAAAUAUAAUUCUCAGGCCAUUGCUAUGUUAAUCCGUUAUGAAUUGUUACCGCUCGAGGAAUACGAUAUUCAAUUAGCGAAACUAAUUAACGAAAAAGCUGAUAGCGUUAUCGAGUUCGCGGCUGAGUUGAUGCGUCUUUGUUUAUUGUCAUUGCCUCGUCCUAUCAGUUAUUUGGAAGACCAUAUUUUGACUUUAUCUGCACUUCACAAGCUUGUCAAGAACAAAGAAGCCCCUACGAAUGUGUUGUCCUUAUUUGACGAUCUUCGCGCCUCAGUAGAGCAGCCCUAUAAGACUCUUAUUAGCAAAGAGCAAGAAAAAGAUAGCGUCGGUAGAGCAGCACCAGACUGUUUACAAUAUCGAAUGCUGUUGGCUGAAUGGGUGCGUUUAUGUCAACAUCCAAUGGCAGCCGGUGAUAUCUUCAAUGCUGUUGCUCAAAAAGCUAUUUACAUGACCAAAGAAAGUGAUGACCGUUGCUUCUUUUUCAGGUUCUGUACUGAAGUAUGCGUCAAUCACUAUCUGACUUUCCGAUCUGUAAGCACCGUACACCAUCGCCGCAUGAUUCAUUUGAUUGAUUCAUUCUCCAAAUUGAUAACUGCUAUGAUUAUGGUAAAGGAAGACGAAGGAAAGAUAAUUAAACAAGAUGAAGAGGAGGACGGAGGCAAGGCUAAAAAGCAGAAAAAGAGCAAAAAGGAAAAUACAAAGGUUAAAAAGGAUGACAGCAAUGUCAAUAAUAUGGCCAAGAUUAAAAUGCUCAAUGAUGCUUUGUCUGUCAUCAUUCUGGUGUUAUCGCAGCAACAUGAAAAGAGGGGCGUGGAGUUCAAUCAGAAGCCAUUUUUAAGAUUAUUCUCGUCUAUCUUUAAUGAGAUUUCUAAACUUAAUGAUAAAUCUUUGGAUGCUUGUGCCUUGAUUACCUUUAGUGACGCAUUAUAUACACUUCAGCCUUGUAACUUCCCUGGAUUUGCUUUCUCAUGGCUCCAACUUAUCUCUUGCCGUUCUUUCUUACCUCAACUCCUUGCGACUAAUGAUCAUUAUGGCUCUUUAUUGUGUCAAAAGCUCAUCCAUGCCUUAUUAAAGUUCUUAGGCCCACUUUUGGGAAGUUCAGAAGUCCCCCAUGCUACCAAGAUCUUCUAUCGUGGUACACUUCGUGUUUUGGUCCUUUUGUUACAUGAUUUCCCUGAAUUCUUGUGUCAUAAUUACAUGCUAUUCACUCAAGCCAUUCCACACUCCUGUGUUCAAUUGCGUAAUUUGAUAUUGAGUGCAUUCCCUCGCAUCAUGCAUUUACCUGACCCUUUUACACCUGACUUGAAAUUGGAAACCUUGCCUGAAUCUAGUGAAGAACCCAUUUUUGACCAAAGCUAUGUGGAUGUUUUAGAAGAAGGAAGUUCCAGCGAUGACUUCAAGUCCUGUAUCGAUCAAUUCAUGGCCAGUAACGAUAAGAAUGCUGCUGAGGCGUUCAAUGCCGUAUUGGAUGAACAAUAUAACAAGCUACAAAAAUUACAAUUGGAAAACGAAGGCAAUUCGGAUACUGAGGAGUGCUAUACAAAGUACAAUACCAUGUUAUCUGCCUUUGUACUGUAUAUUGGUGCUCACUCUGCGCAAUUGAAGGAUGAGCCUAUAGAGAGUAGACCAGCUAUGCUGGCUUAUAAGCAUUUGUUGUCGAUUCUGAGCUCAGAAGGACGAUACGUUUUGUUGAGUACCAUGGCUGAUAAUCUGCGCUAUCCUAAUAGCCAUACAUGCUUUUUUAACGCUGCUCUAUUGUACUUAUUCUCUACUCAAUCGGAAAUUGUCAAAGAACAAAUCACAAGAGUCUUACUAGAACGUUUAAUUGUAAACCGUCCUCAUCCUUGGGGCUUAUUGGCAACCUUUAUAGAAUUGAUUAAAGAUCCUAAAUUCUGGGACCACGAGUUUAUUCGAUGCUCCCCUGAUAUUGAGCGUCUUUUUGAUAAUGUGUCGAGGUAAGCUUAACAAACCAACUGUAUCCCAUUUCGAAUUAACUAUUCAUUGACAUAAUGGCUUGUUCGAAACUACUUUAUAGAUCUGUCAAGCGCACUGCUACUAUCAACGCAUAAGAUUUUUUGGUCUUUCAAAAAAAGUUUUGUUUUAAAUUUCUCAGUCCGCUUAUCAAAUAAAC
Messenger RNA from Mycotypha africana, 5952 nucleotides. Its product is annotated as CCR4-Not complex component, Not1-domain-containing protein. Gene Ontology annotation, molecular function: molecular adaptor activity. NCBI's taxonomy places the organism in Eukaryota, Fungi, Mucoromycota, Mucoromycetes, Mucorales, Mycotyphaceae. The coding region runs from base 57 to 5780 and encodes 1907 amino acids. The transcript has 7 exons. The record is from RefSeq and is a predicted model, not a curated record. Gene Ontology annotation, cellular component: P-body; CCR4-NOT core complex. Gene Ontology annotation, biological process: nuclear-transcribed mRNA catabolic process, deadenylation-dependent decay.